This is a messenger RNA of Cheilinus undulatus (humphead wrasse), 2579 nucleotides long. It is a transcript of the gene stx4, whose product is annotated as syntaxin 4. The transcript has 10 exons. Bases 152 to 1045 code for a protein of 297 amino acids. Gene Ontology annotation, biological process: exocytosis; vesicle fusion; intracellular protein transport. The record is from RefSeq and is a predicted model, not a curated record. Lineage: Eukaryota; Metazoa; Chordata; Actinopteri; Labriformes; Labridae. Gene Ontology annotation, molecular function: SNAP receptor activity; SNARE binding. Gene Ontology annotation, cellular component: plasma membrane; SNARE complex; endomembrane system.
CAGAAGAAGAAGGAGGAGUUUACUCGUUGAAUGACAGUAGAGCAAAGUUUACAGUUUUAUAGUUAGUUUGUGUGCUUUGGAACAACUUGCCAUCCUCUGGAGUACAGCAGCACCCUUUCUAACACCAGCCUGACAGCUUCGGCCUGUAAAAAUGAGGGACCGGACGAAAGAAUUAGGAAAUAAUCCGGACGCUUCAGAUGAGGAUGAUGAAGUCAAAGCUCUGAUGAUCAAACCUGGAACCUCUUCAGCCAAAGAGGAGAAGGAAAAUGAGGCUUUCCUUAAAAAGAUGCAAGAAAUUCACGAGGGCUUGAACAACCUGAAGCGGCUGGUGUCUGACCUGGAGAACAAGCAGAAAACGGUGCUGGGUGUGGCGCUUCCAGAGGAGAGUAUGAAGAAAGAGCUUCAGACUCUUCGAGACGAGAUCAAAACGUUGGCAACACAGACCCAGAGGAAGCUUAAGAGUAUCGAACCGAAGAAGACCGACGAUGAUGGAAAAUAUGUAUCCAUAAACAUUCGCAUGCAGCGGACCCAGCACGGCGUCCUGCUGAAGGAGUUUGUGGAGCUGAUGGGUAAAUGUAACACCAUCCAGGCUCAGUACAGAGACCGUAACGUGGAGAGGAUACAGAGGCAGCUCAAAAUCACUGGGAACAAUGUGACUGACGAGGAGCUGGAUAGGAUGCUGGAGAGCGGCGCGACGGAUGUUUUCACACAAAAUAUCCUGACUGAUGCUAAAGUGACAAAGCAGGCUCUAAACGAGAUUGAAUCCCGGCACGACGAGAUCCUGAAGCUAGAGAGGAGCAUCAGAGACCUGCAUGACAUGUUCCAGUACCUCGCCAUGGAGGUUGAGGCUCAGGGAGAAAUGGUCAACAGGAUUGAAAAUAACAUCAAACAGUCAACAAACUAUGUGGAGAAAGCCGUAGACAACACACAGAAAGCAGUAACAUAUCAACAGAAAGCACGAAAGAAGAAGAUCUGGAUUGCGGUGUGUUUGGCCAUCCUCAUCCUCAUCUUAGUCAUCUCCUUGGUCUCUGCCUUUGGCUCCUAACACACCAGGCAGCGUGAGUCAUCAUAUCGGGGUCGAGAGAGGAAGCACGUUCUGGUUGCAUGUAAAUAUUUCAGCCCACUGAUGAACAAACGGGUGAAUUCUGUCUGUAAUCGCCCUCUGAGUUAAAUCUUUUGGUCACAUUUCAAACACUCUUAGCCCUCCUUCUGUCCAAACAGCCUUCUGUCAUGUUUUUGUUUCAUUCUUGAGAAAAAGAGAUCCACUCUCCCUCCUGCAUUACUGUCCCCGUUCAUACGGUAGUACUGCUGGUUUUUGGACCACCCCCCCCCUCGCCCCUCAGUUUCAGGUCUUCAACACAAACACCAGGCUGAUUUUGAGCUGUUACAUCAGCGCCUCCUCCCCGCCUUAAAAACAGAAAAAGAGGAAGUAAAGUGUCCUUGAGUGAAGCACAAAGCAGUAUUUCGACCCACACCGGCGCUGGUCAUACUGUACUCAGGAAAACGUGCGGUGACUUUUGUUACGUUGUUGUUUCUGGAAGAUUUGACACCUUAACGACAACUGUAAUAAAUUAGGGAUUUCUUUUUUUAGUAAAUAGUGGAGUAAUAUAAUUGUACAUAACCUUUAAUGUUUAAGACAUUCUUUAUGCAGAUUUUUAAGACUUGAAACUGCCUUCCUGUAACAAGUGUAAAUACAUAUUUUUGUGUGUAUUAGCAGCUCCCCCCUCCUUCAUUUUAAAGUUUUAUUUUACAAAAGUGUCUCAACACUGCAUUAAACGGCCCAAGGCCUUAAUUUUUAUUUGUCCUACCAGUUUGUAUUUAUGUUUUGUUGUGUAAGCUGCUACAGGAAACACAUAAUGAAAUCUUUUCUUCAGCACGGUGCCUUCUCGUCUGUGUUCAGCUGAAGAUGGGAACGUCAUGUUGUGCACUAACUUUGUCAAGAAGGGAUGGAGUGAGUUUUUAUUCUCGUUGGUAGGUGUUUGAAUUCACAGCAGUGUUCGAGCUGAGAGUCGCCUCGGUUUAUCAUAAUAUACUCUGAAAUAUAGCGCCACCUUUUCUUUAACCGUUUGUCAGACUGUGAUACUGUGACUGGUCACUUUGUGUGACGAUUGUCCUCUAAAUGAAUCAUCGGUCUAAAAACCAGUAAAUAAGUUCUUCCAAGUCACUUUAAGUCCAGAGUUAUGGGUUAAAUAUCCUGUUAUAGGACUGAAGCUAAAAGAUAUUGAGUUCAAAAUGUUUGAUAAACAGAAACCAGGACAUUUUUGCACAGUAUCAAGGCAGAGGACUGAAUUUUACACCAUUUUGACUUUAAAAAUACUUUGAUGAUGAACCAGUUAUCAAAAUAAUUGAUUAUUCCUCUGCUCAUGAGUGGAUUUCUCCUGGAGACAAGUGGUGGCUGCUUUGCAACACAGUGUGACAAACCUGUUUCAGAAAAAUCAAACUAUGUCCUGUAUUCAUUCACAUCUCCAUUGGAAAAUAAAGUUUAACUGAGAGCAGAGCUCUGACUCUGCUGCUGUUGAAUUUGCAUCUGUCAUUUUAUUGAAUAUAGAUGUUUUUAAAAUAAAAUACUGCUUGUUAUA